AUGACCACGAGGGACAUUGUCAGUUUCCUCAAGCGACUGGACGGCACAAUCGAUAUACCUCAAAAGAUCAAGAUUGACGAAAUCAGAGAGCUGGCCACUCGACUGUCACCCGAUCCUGGCAGAUUUCCCUAUGACCCCCGUCUUGUUGGCAAGACUAUCGCCCAAAUAAAGGAAAUGCUGCGUAACCUUGAAAACCCAAUUGAGGCCCCUCGCAAACUGAAGAUCAAUGAGCUUAGGAAAUUUGCUACAGAGAAAUUGCAGGAACAAGACUUGGACUCAGGCUCUGAGCUGACGGCCAUCUCUGAUCGCGCCACAUCUGACUCUGAGAGUGGAUCCGAAGAUGAGGACAUCGAACCGGUGAAGGAUACCCGCACUGGUGGUCGCGUCCCGACUUCAAGCCCCCCUGCGCAAGAGCUAACCAGCGGGAGUCCCUCGUGUUACCGUGAUGACACCAUCAGUACUCCAGUGUCAGGCAGUACCUGUGGCCCACGAACGCGCUCCGGUGCGCGUUUCAAGACUCCAGAAAAAGGCGACACCAUCAGUACUCCAGUGCCAGGCAGUACUCGUGGCCCACACACGCGCUCCGGUGGGCGUUUCAAGGCUCCAGAAAAAGGUAAAUCUGUUGAUGUCAGUCCAGCUUCAAACCCAACUCCGACGAAAUGCCCAGCUCCCAAACCGGCGAAGCCCGUAACCCAGCACAAACCGGCUAAGCAACCACCCGGUGAACCCCAACGGGAAGUGAACAAAUCGCCACAUUUGUGGCAUCCAGGAAUGCCGCUCAUCUUCUCUACCCCGCGACAGGAUGAAGUUCCCGCGGCGUCUUGCUCCAUGCCACACCCGCCAGCAACAACCUCAAAGAACGUUUCCAUCAUUGAUUCACCAGUGGGACGCACCAAAUCUGAACCACUAACCCCGUCCAAGCUUCAAGAUCGAUCACCGGUUGCAUCAUCAUCCAAGAAAUCCUCUGGCAGAAUCAGUCCAAUCCUAAUCGAUAUCAUAUCCAGCAAAAUUCCCUCUGACGCAGCGCAUCUUGCGAUAAAACCCGACCUCUUCCAAUCCGACAACAUGCAGAUUUUAACGAUCAUCAAUUUCUCAAAGUCAUUGCCGGAUAACGCCAAUUCCAGUGUGAAUGAUACUGCCCCGGCCAUCUACAUGGAUGUGCCGUUGGACGCGGUUAACGUUCCCAUUUCGCCCUCAAAUGCCAACUGUAGUAUGACUCAUAUUCCCUCGGACAUCUACUCGAAUGCGCCGUUGGAAAUGUGUAACAUCCCCCUCCCGCACUCGAUCUUACCAGUGAAAAGUGUAUCCCUAUUGCCACAGAAGAACGAUAGUCUCAAAGCCCCCAUUGAGGAUCCUAUUGAAGAACCCGGGCCGCGCACCGUCGACGAUAUCUUCCAAUGGCUUGACAAGGAUAUUGAAGCGGCGAAGUUGCGACUUCAGUCGCCCCCCCCGCCAUUUGUGCCUCUGACAAGCAUCACGCCACUCCAACAACAACCAGAGAGUCAACUCCCACCAGCGCCCCCAACGACCCACUUCGGAUCCGCUACUUUUGAAUUUUGGGUUCCCGCGUACACUCAGCCGGUUGAUUUUAAGCAAGAGCAAACUGAAGCUUUCAAAACUGGCAAGCCCAGCGUCUGGGACAGGCCUUCCAUCAAGGCUGAGGAGAACACCCCAGCCCUUGAGACCGCCCCUGCCGCUCCUCAGCUCCCAGAAGCUGGCUCAAAGCUCCCAACCGUUGACGAGGAGGAAGACUCGUCUUCCCCGCCACUCCCGAAGGCAGAGGACGACCCCCCAGCCCCUCCUCAGCUUCCAGGGGCUGUCUCGGAGCUCCCAACCAUCAACGAGGAGGAAGCCUCGUCUUCCCUGCCAUUCCCGAAGGCCGACGACGGCGCUCCAGCCCCCCCUCAGCUUCCAGGGACUGUUUUGGAGCUCCCAACUGCCGUCGAAGAGCACGUCCCGUCUUCCCCGCCACUCCCGAAGGCCAAGGACGACGCCCCAGCCCCUCCUCAGCUCCCUGAAGCUGCCUCAACGCUCCCAACCGCCGACGAGGGGGACGCCCCCUCCUCCCCGCCGCUCUCAAAGGCCAAGGACAACCCCCCAGCCCUUCCUCAGCUUCCGGGGGCUGUUCCGGAGCUCCCAACCGUUGACAAGGAGGAAGCCUUGUCUUCCCCGCCAUUCCCAAAGGCCAACGACGGCGCUCCAGCCCUCCCUCAGCUUCCAGGGACUGUUUUGGAGCUCCCAAUCACCGUCGAAGAGCACGCCCCGUCUUCCCCGCCACUCCCAAAGGGGCUGUCUCGGAGCUCCCAGCCACUCCUGAAGGUCAAGGACGACGCCCCAGCCCUCCCUCAGCUUCCAGGGGCCGUCUCGGAGCUCCUAACCGCCGUCAAACAGCACGCCCCGUCUUCCCCGCCACUCCCGAAGGCCGAGGACGACGCCCCAGCCCCUCCUCAGCUUCCAGGGGCUGUCUCGGAGCUCCUAACCGCCGUCGAACAGCACGUCCCGUCUUCCCCGCCACUCCCAAAGGCCGAGGACGACGCCCCAGCCCUCCCUCAGCUUCCAGGGGCUGUCUCGGAGCUCCCAACCGUCGACGAGGAGCAAGCCUUGUCUUCCCCGCCAUUCCCGAAGGCCGACGACGGCGCUCCAGCCCCCCCUCAGCUUCCAGGGACUGUUUUGAAGCUCCCAACCGCCGUCGAAGAGCACGUCCCGUCUUCCCCGCCACUCCCAAAGGCCGAGGACGACGCCCCAGCCCCUCCUCAGCUCCCUGAAGCUGCCUCAACGCUCCCAACCGCCGACGAGGGGGACGCCCCCUCCUCCCCGCCGCUCUCAAAGGCCAAGGACGACCCCCCAGCCCUUCCUCAGCUUCCGGGGGCUGUUCCAGAGCUCCCAACCGUCGACGAGGAGGAAGCCUCGUCUUCCCCGCCAUUCCCGAAGGCCAACGACGGCGCUCCUGCCCUCCCUCAGCUUCCAGGGGCCGUCUCGGAGCUCCCAACCGCCGUCGAAGAGCACACCCCGUCUUCCCCGCCACUCCCAAAGGUCGAGGACGACCCCUCAGCUUCCAGGGGCUGUCUCGGAGCUCCCAGCCGUCGUCGAGGAGGACGCCCUGUCUUCCCUGCCACUCCCGAAGGCCGAGGACGACGCCUCAGACACUUCAACUGCCCCGGCUCUUCCUCAGCUCACAGAAGCUUCAUUGGAGCUGCUAAUCGCCGCCGAGCAGGACGUUUACUUUUCCCCAUCACUCCCAAGGGCUGA
Puccinia triticina is the source of this 3249-nucleotide messenger RNA. RefSeq lists its product as uncharacterized. The record is from RefSeq and is a predicted model, not a curated record. NCBI's taxonomy places the organism in Eukaryota, Fungi, Basidiomycota, Pucciniomycetes, Pucciniales, Pucciniaceae. The transcript has 6 exons. Bases 1 to 3249 code for a protein of 1082 amino acids.